Messenger RNA from Populus nigra (black poplar), 1951 nucleotides. RefSeq names its product serine/threonine-protein phosphatase PP1-like. NCBI's taxonomy places the organism in Eukaryota, Viridiplantae, Streptophyta, Magnoliopsida, Malpighiales, Salicaceae. Gene Ontology annotation, cellular component: cytoplasm; nucleus. The transcript is spliced from 4 exons. The record is from RefSeq and is a predicted model, not a curated record. Gene Ontology annotation, molecular function: protein serine/threonine phosphatase activity. The coding region runs from base 579 to 1544 and encodes 321 amino acids.
ACCUGUGAGAGAGACAAGACAGACAGGUAGAGCCGUAGAGGUCGGUAAUGGCAAUCAAUCAAGAAAGAAAGAGCUGCAGUACACGUAUUAACUGACUUUUCAAAAUACGCGGUUUUUGUUACUGUCCUCUAACAAGUCUCUCUCUCUCUCUCUCAACCUUACCUUUGAAGUUUGAAGGUUUCAACCUCCCUUGCCUUAUUUGAAUCUUGUUGGGCAGUUGCCAUUGAAAAAAUAGCUUUUUUAGAGUGUGAGAGAAAAGAUUUAUCAAGAAAAUGACAACCCAUAUCCAUUACUAUUUGCUUCUAUCUUGAUCUAUUAUCCCCCCCCCCCUUCUCUCUCUCUUACCGUCUCUUUCUUUAAUUUAGUUGCUUCUAUUUCUGUUGAUCAAAAUACACCAACCCUUUUUCUCUCUGUGUGUAAAUUCUUCAUCUGAUCCUUUAUUUCGCUGUUUCAACGCCAAAAUCCAUCUCGGGGUCCUUUAUUUUCUUGUUCAAGGACUUAAAUCUUAAUUCUUUAUAAGAAAUUUAAAGAAUUGGGUAUUGAUUUGUUUUGGAGGUUAAGAAGAAAGGAAGAAGAAGAUGAUGAUGAUGACGAUGGAAGGGAUGAUGGAUAAGGCAGUGUUGGAUGAUAUAAUAAGGAGGUUAUUAGAAGGAAAAGGAGGAAAGCAAGUGCAGUUAUCUGAAGGAGAGAUCCGUCAAUUAUGUGUUAAUGCUCGCCAAAUCUUCCUUUCUCAGCCUACUCUCCUUGAGAUUAAAGCUCCCAUUCGAAUAUGUGGUGACAUACAUGGGCAAUAUCAAGACCUCCUGAGGCUGUUUGAAUAUGGUGGCUACCCUCCUUCUGCAAACUAUCUCUUCCUUGGGGAUUAUGUCGAUAGAGGGAGGCAAAGUUUGGAGACCAUAUGUCUGCUUCUGGCCUACAAAAUCAGACAUCCCGACAAAAUUUACCUCUUGAGGGGUAACCAUGAGGAUGCGAAGAUCAAUAGGAUAUAUGGGUUUUAUGACGAGUGUAAACGGAGAUUCAAUGUCCGGCUAUGGAAAAUAUUUACCGACUGCUUUAAUUGUUUGCCUGUUUCUGCACUGAUUGAUGAAAAGAUACUCUGCAUGCACGGAGGCCUCUCUCCAGAGUUGGAACAUUUGGGCCAAAUAAAGGAAAUUCAAAGACCUACCGAAAUCCCAGAUAACGGUCUCCUAUGCGAUCUACUUUGGUCUGAUCCUGAUGCUAGGGUUGAGGGUUGGUCAGAUAGUGAUCGAGGUGUUUCAUGUACCUUUGGACCUGAUAAAGUUGCUGAGUUUUUGGAUAAAAAUGACCUGGAUCUCAUUUGCCGAGGUCAUCAGGUGGUGGAGGAUGGAUACGAGUUCUUUGCCAAACGAAAAUUGGUAACAAUAUUUUCAGCUCCAAACUAUGGUGGGGAGUUUGACAAUGCAGGUGCUUUGUUGAGCGUUGACGAAUCCUUAGUAUGUUCCUUUGAGAUAUUAAAACCAGUUCUACCAGCAAGCGCUCCAAAGUUAACCCUUAAGAAGCCUCCAAAAGCUGGAAAGUUCUAGUAUGAGAAAAGGGCAUUCAGGGAUCUCUUCUUGUUUCAAUUAGGAGAUUGACCAAGGCUCGGUUCUAGCAAUGAUUUGAAUAUCUAUCACAUUGCCGGUUUAUCUUCAGAAAGAAGCCUUUUUUUCUUGUUGAAAUGUCACAUAACUCAAUUUGCAGUGCAAAUUGUUAGGGAAAAAAAAUGUGCAAAAACAACAGCCCAUGCUGUAUGUUAUGCCCAGGAACCAAAGUUGUUUUGUUGGAUACCCUUUGGGAACUUCCUGUCUGGUCAAUUAGCAUAUGCUGUUUGUAAGUAGUGAUUGAGAAUAGGUCUGAUUUUUGUUGAGAUGUUUGUGCAAGUUUACUCUAUGGUUUGCUCAGAGAGUCCUCAUGUUGAUCUAUUGGCAAUCAAAAUAGUUCUUCUCUGCCA